AUGAAUGAGAUUGUUGUAAAGGAGAGUGUCGUGAAUGAGAUUGUUGUAAAGGAAGAACGUUGUAAAGGAGAAUAUCGUGAAUGGGAACAAAAAUCUUGCAAAGGAGAAUAUCAUGAAUGA
Racocetra fulgida is the source of this 120-nucleotide messenger RNA. Lineage: Eukaryota; Fungi; Glomeromycota; Glomeromycetes; Diversisporales; Gigasporaceae. The record is from the annotation of a GenBank genome assembly.